This is a messenger RNA of Trichobilharzia szidati, 3225 nucleotides long. NCBI's taxonomy places the organism in Eukaryota, Metazoa, Platyhelminthes, Trematoda, Strigeidida, Schistosomatidae. The record is from the annotation of a GenBank genome assembly.
AUGUUCUGUAUGUCAAGAUCUGUGAAGAUUGUAAACAGUGAUUCCACAGAAAAUUCAACUGACAAUAAAUUCAUAAGCUCCAGGAAGCUUUAUAACUCAAACAAUCUGAAUAACACGUCAUAUGUUAAACCAAUGGCCACAGAACUCGUUGAUAGUGUGUCAUUCACACCUCAUUCAGAUAAUAAAAUGGAAUCUCAUUUUUCAUGCCCUCAAAGUCAGGAUUUGCCCACAAUGUCUUCGUCAUAUAGUGUCAGUGUCUCUGAUAAAUGCAGUGGUUCCCUGUCAGUUACUAGUCCACCUGAAUUAGCGACCCACUAUUCUUUCCUGAAUCAGAAUCGCAAUCCUCAGUCUAUAUUUUAUACAAAAACAAUGAGCUCACGUCCAGACGCUCAGAGUCAUGAGCAGUGUAAUUCGACAUGUGAUAAUUCUCUUGGGUCUAAAGUCGCAUCAUCGUGUAAUUCAUUUCUAAAUUCAUUGGGAUUUGAUCACCAGUUUACCAGAAAUAAUACUCAGCCACGUAGAACCUCUACGACUGUGUCAAACAAAAAUAGAGACAGUUUCUGCGACUUUGAGACAGUUGACAGUGAGGAUAUCGGAGACAAUGACCAUAUUUCUAAUUAUCAUCAGAAUCAAUCAAAUCCCAAUCUCCUCAGACUUUUAUCCAACUGUAACCAAUUAAUUGGGGAUUCAUCGACGGAAAAGCCGUAUUCAGUAGCAACACUAUCAUCAUUUUUAUAUUCACCAGAACCUUCAGUUUUAAAUACUAACGCAGCUCUUUCUAAUAAAACUUCAACUUUGUUUACUUCAACCCUGAAAGCCAAUUUUAAUUAUUCUAGUGAAAAUUCUUCUCUUGACAGGAAGACAAACAGUCAUCAGGCCGAGAAUGGUGAUGGCGAUAUUGUUGAAAAGUACGACAGUGAGAGCAACUUUAAGUAUAAUGAGACCACUCAUUCAGACACAUACUCCUCAUGGAUGCUUAAAAACUACGUACAAGCAAAUAAUCCAAUCAGGUUAGAUCAGCCAUGUACUAGCAGUGAUGAAAUUCAUGAAGUACCAUUUUCUUCAAUUGAGAAUUAUUCUUCAGAUGUAUAUAACCCCUCUUUAUCACUACCAAUGUCUUUCUCACCUUUCUCUCCAUCAAUAACCCAUGACUGUAGUUCAGUAGAGGGAAUCAGUCAAAAAAAUACAAGUGCUCCUGAUGGCAAUGAAAUUACUGGUAUGGUAAAAUAUGAUGAAAAACACCCAAAUCCAUUAAUUUGUCCACCUUCCUCCACAUCUUCGUCCUCUUGUUCCUCUUCUUCUUCGACGUCAUCAUCACAUUCUGACCAUAACCACCAUAACUAUUUCGUGCAAUCGGAUAUUCCUCCAUAUCUAACAUCACAUCUUCAGGCAGUAGAGUGGAGUUCUAAACUUCAGUACAAUUCUCAUGAUAACAGGUGUCUGCAUCACGAAGACAGACAUCAGGAACAACAAAAGCAACAAAUAUUUCUGCGUUAUCCAAAUCCGACGGAAACUGUUAAGUGGAUGCCUAGACACCUAAUAACGAUGAGUGCACAGGAACAGCAGCAAAUCACAGACUAUAUUCCAUUGGAUGAAUCACACUCAGUGAUAAGUAAACUUCACAUGGAUUAUAAUUCACAAAUUAGCAUCGACAAACAACCUUCAUUAAAUGAAAGUCCUCAAUGCGUUCAAUGUGGAUCAUUCAAUACACAGAACCAGCAAUGGGUUUUUGAUGGAAUGACUGAGCUUUAUCUGUGCAACAAUUGCAGUCAACAAAUUCAUAACAACAGUAUCACUCAGUCUACAAGAAGAAUGCACGAACAGUCUGAUGAUUCCGUUCCCUUCUUAGAUCCAUUAUUGAAUCGUGAGGCGUUGAAUAGACAACGUUCUGAUACUGAUCAUGAUAAUGCUUAUUUAUCUGCUCUAAUUUGGAAUGAUGUAAAGCCAUAUUCAAAGGAUCCUGCACCCAAUUUCAGUUCUACUAACAAUUCAAACGAUAUAGGUAAACGCUUGGAGUCCCAGCUAUCACAAGAGAUUUCAAACUAUCCUCCAUGGUCUCAGUAUACAGUAAAUAUUAUGAAGGAUAUAAAAUUGACUGAUGAAAGGGUUAAUCCAAUACUAAGUGAAGGAAAAAUUCCUGAAUCGUCAAACUCAUUAAGUGUCACAAAUUCUGCGCGUCGCUCGGGACAGUUUUGUACCAACUGUAAUACUUCGGCAACGACACUUUGGAGACGGAAUACAGAAGGAGAGCCAGUUUGCAAUGCCUGUGGACUUUAUUUUAAAUUACACAAGAUCAAUCGACCUAUAUCUAUGAAGAAAGAAGGGAUUCAAACUCGCAAGAGAAAACCACGAAUGAAUACACUUAAAUCCAAUCAGUUGUACGUUGUGAACUCCUCACGCAGUUCCGGUAAAUCUGUGAACAGGAUUACUACACGCAUAAACAACGCCAAAGAGAUUACGAAUAGUUCUCCUCAUCAUAUCCAGCAACAGCAUUUGUCUUACCAACGAACAGAAAUUGGAAGUCAUCCUCCAAUCCCAUCUAAAUUAGUUAAUUUAGCAAACUCAGAUUAUAAUGAACAAGAUACCAAAAGGCAAAAUUUAUCAGAAGGUAAUUCCGAAGCACUGGAUUCAUUGUUUUAUUCCCAUUUAUUCAACGAAAUUCAUUCAACACGGCCAGUAUCUCAUACCACUCAAUUUCCUUCUGCUUCCGUGCCUAUUUCCUCCUACUGUCACCGAAUGAAUUCAAAUGAACUCAAUGCUCCAUUUUAUGGUGAUUAUUAUGGCAAAUGUAGUGACAAUUUUGAGGAUGGAGCAAGAAUAAUAAACCGAUUACCAAUGUUUGAUAGAACUGUGGGACAUACUUCAGCGAAUUCAUUUUUAAACUGGUCAAAUAUGUCUAGGAGAACAGAUGGUGUUACUGACAGAAUACCAACCAACAACACUGAAUUGGAGGGUAGUCGAAAUCCUACAGUCAUUGGUGAAAAUUUUAUUAAUAAUAAUCAUAAUAAUAACGAUGGCUCAGAUAUUCCAUUUAACUUUUCAAAUGCGGUUGUUGACUUCAUAAAUUUUCGAUACCAAGGGACUAAUCAACGAUCUCAAACGGGAAAUUUAAUCCAUUCAACUUUUAAACAGAACAUAACAGAAAAUGAUAAUUCCACGAGUAGUGGAAAGUUGGGAAUGUACCAUACUUCAAGAUCCAAUGGUUUUUAUGAAACAACCCCAUAA